AUGGUUUGGAAAGAACAUGAGUUUAGUAAAAAUUAUGUGAUAUUGAAGCCACAUAAUGCAAAUGUUUUUGAUCUGAUUCUGUUCAUACUUCCUUUUGGGUUCAAGAAGAGGAAGUUGAUGGAUUGUCCUGAUGGUAAAGAAGACUCUUACAGAAGCUUUGCUGAUCGUCUAAUAAUUUUCGUCUCCCUGUUAUUACAGAUACUCAUUCUAACUAUCGCUAUUCCGCUCGCUAACUUGGAUGCCUUUCUCCAAAAACUCUUCAACUUCAUCUCCUUCAAUGGUACCAUUCCUCAGCUUUUCUUCAAAUUCGUCAGAGGAGAGACUUUGGUGCAGCCUAAUAAAAGUUCGCCAGAUUACACAUCAGUUGUGGGAUUUACGGAUUGGAGAAGAGAUUUGGACAAUUCCAUAAGCCCUGACGACACUUUCAGAUACUAUAGUGUCCUAACUGUUAUGGCUUCCAAACUCUCUUACGAAUCUCUUCCAUUUGUCCAAUCAGUCGUCAACGACCGUUGGAAGAUGAAGUUACUCGGUUACUACAAUUUCUGGAAUGACUUCCAAAGCCGAGCAACUACUCAAGCAUUUAUGUUUCAAACCACAGCCUCAGAUCCAAACAUAACAGUGGUGGCUUUCAGAGGGACUACCCCACUCGACGCAUACGAUUGGCAAGUCAAUGUAGACUUUUCUUGGUACGACAUUCAUGGUGUUGGUCGUAUUCAUAGCGGCUUCAUGAAAGCCCUCGGCCUACAGAAGCGCAAAGGUUGGCCUAAAGAACUCACUCCAACAACCACCAGCGCCCCCCAAUUUGCCUACUACACCCUCCGUCAAAAACUCAUUGACAUUGCCAAAACCAAUGCCAAUGCAAGGUUCAUCCUCACCGGCCACAGCUUAGGUGCAGCUCUUGCUGUCCUCUUCGUCGCGAUACUUGCCCUUCAUGACGAGUCAUUGGUGCUAGAGAAGAUAAAGGCUAUCUACAGCUACGGGCAACCGAGAGUCGGUGACCGACAUUUUGCAGAGUUUAUGAUUGUGAAGGGACAGCCAAACAAGAACUAUUUCUCAUUGCUAUGGCUAAUACCUAAGUAUUUAAAUGCAUGGUUGGAGCUUGUAAGGAGUUUUCUAAUCCCAUUUGUGAAGGGUUAUGAUUACUACGAGAGUUUGGCAAUGAAAGGGGUAAGGUUUAUUGGACUGCUUAUGCCAGGACUCACCGCUCACAUUCCUACGGACUAUGUUAAUUCCACUCGUUUAGGAAAAUUAAACGUACCUGAGGAGAUUCUUGAAGAUGGAGAUGACUGUAUCGAACCUGACUACUAA
Cucumis melo (muskmelon) is the source of this 1308-nucleotide messenger RNA. RefSeq names its product triacylglycerol lipase OBL1-like. Lineage: Eukaryota; Viridiplantae; Streptophyta; Magnoliopsida; Cucurbitales; Cucurbitaceae. The record is from RefSeq and is a predicted model, not a curated record. Gene Ontology annotation, molecular function: triacylglycerol lipase activity. Gene Ontology annotation, biological process: lipid metabolic process. The transcript is spliced from 5 exons. The coding region runs from base 1 to 1308 and encodes 435 amino acids.